Kwoniella shivajii is the source of this 1143-nucleotide messenger RNA. RefSeq lists its product as uncharacterized. The transcript has 2 exons. The record is from RefSeq and is a predicted model, not a curated record. Bases 1 to 1143 code for a protein of 380 amino acids. NCBI's taxonomy places the organism in Eukaryota, Fungi, Basidiomycota, Tremellomycetes, Tremellales, Cryptococcaceae.
AUGGCCGGUCAAGCUAUUCCUCUCAGUACUUUACAAGCUAUCCUCAGUAGAGGUGGCAAUACGAGUUUUGCUCCUUCUAGUUUCGCUCCUUCGAAUAUUGCUCCGUCGUUGUAUGGCCUUGGCGCUAGAAAACCAGGUCUGAGGCAAUUCACCUCUGGAAUUGGACCUGGAUCAUUUUCACAGUUCCCAUACUCCCAGAGCCCCCUGAACCCUCAACGACCUGCGUAUACAAACUCGCUUUUUCCACCCACUCCUCCUGGAGCAAGCCAUACCGCCAACCCAACGAAUCUAUCUUCCAUAUUCGGAGCAGGUUAUCCGUCAAAUUUCAAUGCUCAACGAAGCACAUUACCGAUCAAUCAAGUCAACUCACAGUUCGGCAAUGCGUUCACCCCGAGGCCGAAUGGCUUAUAUGGCAAUGUAUCCGGUAUACGUAACUUCGCUACUCAACCUCCUUCUACGCCAGUGUGGAAUAACAGUAACACAUUCGGAUCUCAAAACCAACGUUCGAGUACAAGUAUGAAUGACCAGACUCCACUCGCUACAGCUUUCAACGGAGUUUGGAAUCAAUAUCUGCCUCAGACAUUGACGAACGGUCGACCAUUCACUCUAAAAGACGCGUUCAAAUCGUACGUCAGGCGCCACAAAGUCGAUGUCGAUGAUACUUUGAACCAAUAUCCAACUGAAACAAUUAAUGAAUUGGGUAGAGCUUCUCAAGUAAGCAUGAAUACAACUAACCAGUUAUGUAAUCAAUCUCGCGAAUGCUUCAAGUCUCUCUAUGAUACCGUCAGAAGCGCCUAUGGGAACAAUGGAAAUCUACAUCCAGAAGUGCAGAGAAGUCUCGUAAAUAUGGAGAACUCCAUGAUCUCUACGGGAAAUAGUCUGAGAGAGCAAAAUAGGUCACAUAUAGAUCAUGUUAAGAGUCUCGCUGGGCGUAUCAAUACCUUAGAGCAAUCAAGGAAACUCUCUGAUCUCUCGAAUGACUUUGAUCAAGGUCAGAUAAGUCCCAUUGAGGCCCUCGAUAUCACGAAGCGUCUAGGUCCGAAACUUGUGGAUUUUGGAAAUGGAACUACACAACCUACCUUAUGGAACAGAUAUGUAGCAACUGCGUCAGCUUCUUCUCAACCUAGCAGUAUAUAUGGAUGA